This is a messenger RNA of Lagenorhynchus albirostris (white-beaked dolphin), 2314 nucleotides long. RefSeq names its product heat shock transcription factor 2 binding protein (gene HSF2BP). The transcript is spliced from 8 exons. Bases 828 to 1793 code for a protein of 321 amino acids. Gene Ontology annotation, cellular component: cytosol. The record is from RefSeq and is a predicted model, not a curated record. Lineage: Eukaryota; Metazoa; Chordata; Mammalia; Artiodactyla; Delphinidae.
CCCGCAGCUCAGGUUCGCGUCGCGCCUGCCCGGUUCCGCAGUCUCUCGGCCGCCAAAGUUCAGGGCCGUUGACUGCGAGGUUAGCCGGCGUUGGGUGUUGGCCAGGAAGAGACGGAUGGCCAGUGUUACGUCAUCUAGCAUUUUUGCGCCCACUCCACGCAGUCCCCAUCCGAUCGGCAGCUGGUCCCCGGGAUACGCGGCACCGAGUCUUUAAUCGCAUUGGACUCCUCGGGCCGCCUGGGUGGUGUGGAGGCGGGGGAGAGAGGCCGCCCUUGGGGAUUUUGACGGGAUGUUGCGGGCAGCUCUUUCUCCGGCCGCCCUAGCGGCGGCCGGGCUUCACCUCUCCGACCGGCGACCGCCAGUGCCCGCGUCCCUGCCGCGAGGAUUGGGAGCGUGAGCUUGUGGGUCCGCCCGCGGGCCUGGAGGGCACGCACGCCGGGGACUCGGCGGUGUCGGCUUGCGGCCGGCUUCAGACAGACGAAGUCGUAGUUGUGCGGGGACCGGUACCUUUGAAUGCACAGGCUGCACCGUGUUUUGCGAACUCUGUGGGCGUGUAGGGGCAAGGCAAUGGACUGGGUGAUGUCUCCCAGUUCAUGGUGGUCGUCUCAGUUACAUAGCAGCCGGCUGCACGAAGGCCCCCUACCGGGGCAGACCUCCCGAGCAGCCUGUGGUCGGAAAGCCUCGGCCUUUGCUCAUGGAGCUCGGGCUGAGCGCGGGGGCUGGGCCAACGGCCGCCGGUUCCCUUGAACGCAUCGCCCCUUGGUCUGACAUCCCCCGCCAAACAGGAGAGGCCUGAUUCGCUUUACUUCACAGGACACUUACACCAUAUGGGAACCAAAGAAGAAUUUGUUAAAGUCAGAAAGAAGGACCUGGAACGACUGACAACUGAAGUGAUGCAAAUACGGGACUUCUUACCCAGAAUACUAAACGGGGAAGUGCUGGAAAGCUUCCAGAAAUUAAAGAUUGUAGAAAAAAAUCUGGAAAGGAAAGAGCAAGAGUUAGAGCAGCUGAGAAUGGAUUGUGAGCACUUCAAAGCCCGCCUGGAGUCUGUGCAAGAGGACAGCGUGAGCGAGAAGAAGGAGAAACUGGCUCUUCGACAGCAGCUGAAUGAAGCAAAGCAGCAGCUCCUGCAGCAGGCAGAGUACUGCACGGGAAUGGGCGCAGCGGCCUGCACCAUUUUGUGGGGCGUCUCCAGCAGUGAGGAGGUGGUCAGAGCCAUCCUGGGAGGAGGUAAAGCUUUGAAGUUUUUCAACAUCACUGGUCAAACAAUGGAGAGUUUUGUGAAGUCACUGGAUGGGGAUGUCAAGGAGCUGGAUUCUGAUGAAAAUCAGUUUGUUUUUGCUUUGGCUGGAAUCGUAACAAAUGUAGCUGCCGUAGCAAGUGGUCGUGAAUUCCUGGUUAACUCAAGUCGGGUGCUCUUGGACACCAUACUGCAGCUUCUGGGAGACUUGAAGCCGGGACAGUGCACCAAACUCAAAGUAUUAAUGCUGAUGUCCCUGUACAACGUGAGCAUCAAUUUGAAAGGCUUGAAGUACAUUAGUGAGAGUCCAGGAUUCAUCCCUUUGUUGUGGUGGCUUCUGAGCGACCCGGACACAGAGGUGUGUCUUCACGUGCUGCGCCUUGUCCAGUCUGUGGUGCUGGAGCCAGAAGUCUUCUCCAGGACGGCCUCGGAGAUCCGCAGCUCCCUGCCCCUGCAGCGCAUCCUGGCCAUGGCCAAGAGCCGCAACCCUCACCUGCAGGCCGUGGCCCAGGAGCUCCUGGAGGACCUGCGCACUCUGGAGCGUGAUGCAUAAGGGUGCUCAGCGCCGGCAUCCUCUCCCUGGGUCCCCACUUUGUCUUCUAAAGCCACCAGCCGUGUGCCGUGUGUUACAGAUAGCAAAUGUGAUGCCUAGAGACGGCUGUGUCCUGAGAUGUGCCCACCUGACUUGCUCCUGGAAGAGAACGUGCUUGUGGGUGGUGGGUUAAUCUUGCCGGAGGUGAGCCUGAGAAAGGGUCUAUUCUUCCGUGAAGACCCACAGCAGCUGCAUCCGGAAGAGGGCCUUCUCAGAGUGGCUUCUGCUGCCCAGGAGACCCUGAGACCUGUCGGUUCCCCCUAAAAGCGGGAGGUUGGAUAACCGCCUACCCCGUUGGUCGGCGUUUUCCUGAGAUACCUCUCUUGAAAACAGUUCAUUCGGCUCUCUAAUAAUUAUAAUUAAUUCCCCCCACCAGUUCAAGUUUACCUUUAAAUCUUUCGGUGAACCUGCUAUUUCAGAUGAUAUUGGACAUUCUAGUUCUAUAUUUUUGUGCCUCUUUUAUUUUUGAGUAAAGAAAGUCA